UCUGCUUAGACCUAACCCUAGCUAUUCAUCAGAGAGCGAAGCCACUGAGGGAGGCUUUCCAGCGUUAGAAACGGGUCUUGCGAAAUAGUCACGGAUUUGUGUCUAAAGUCUAAACUUUUAAAUGAGGUAUCUCGUCAAAGGCUGAAGUCCAAAGAUAUUUUACCCGUGUUCAAACCCGUGUGCAGCUAAGUGUUCAAUGCGGAAUAGCAGCUGUCGCUCCGGUUUAGCAUCAAAGUGGAAUUAAUUUAUUCACUCUGGAAGCUGAAAAUGAUCUGGUAUAAUAAAUCAUGUAGUUUAGGGAAAAUGUCUAGUCUCUGUGGAUCUCUGGGAAUUGUGGCCAGCUAAUAUACUGCGAGGAAAUUGCACAUGGAGUCAGACCUGCUGGUGCUACAUUAUAGCCCAUGCACUUCCUGUUGAGAGAGUCUUUCAGAAGGUUGAGUUCAAAGCGCGACUCCAGUGUCGAGUGUGCUUAUUGAUGAGCAGGAGCAGAAUCCAAGUACUGCAGGAUCCAGCAUGAACCCCAGGUUCAGAGCAGCAGACUCCCCCAGCCUGCUACACGCAGAGCCAGACAGAUCAGUAGCAUAUGACUGCACAGUGUGUGGGCGGAGUUUUUCCUUCCUCAGCUCUCUGUCGCAGCACAUGAGACGGCACACAGGAUCCCGGCCUUACAAAUGCCCAUACUGCCCCCACCGUGCCUCACAGAAGGGCAACCUGAAGGUGCACAUUCGCACCCACAAACUGAGCAUGCUAAUCAGCCCUAGUCUGCAGGAAGAAGAGGUAGGGGACAAUGGCAACACGAAGCUUGGUGUGAACGAGGGGCUAGAAGCCACGCCCACCAAGUCCAUCUCAACCUAUAAAGGAGAAAUGAAUGGGAAGACAUUCGGACGGAGCCUAAAGAGAGAAAAGAGGAGAGUAAUGCAGUGGCUCCGCUGCCGGUUAUGUGGACACGAGGCUCAGAGGGAGGACCAGCUCCUCAGCCACAUCGAGAAGGUGCACAUCACCACUGAUCCAGAACAGUGUGGCUCUCUUGCUGAGGCAGAGGGUGAGGAUGAGGGUGAGAGCAUCUUCACCUGUGAGCUGUGUAGUAAGAGCUUCAGCCAGGCCUCUCUCCUCCAAGUCCACCGCAGGAAGCACUGCACUCCUUGCCACAGCUGCAGUGUGUGUGGCCGGAGCUUCAGCCAGGUCUGGUUUCUUAAGAGUCACAUGAGGACUCACAGCAAGAGCAGGGCAUUGGCUCAUGGCCGACCCACAACCCAGUACCAGCUGCUCACCAAUGGUGUGUCUCAGGACCCAGAGACCACCACAGACCCUGGCUCCACCUGCCUCUAUGAGCUCUGUACAGAGUGCGGCCACAUCUUUCACAGCAGAGAGAGCCUGAAGGUCCAUAUCCAAGUGCACAAUCUCAGCAGAGCCGGACAGAAGCAGUGUGAUCAGACUCCAUCAGAGAACGAUCAUCAGUCCCCAGCAGCUAAAAGAAGCUUCAUGGAGUACCUGUUCCUCCAGCCUGUAGUGAACACUGAAAAAGGAGAUAAUGAGAGUAGCAGGCUGGGUUACAGGGUCACAGAGCUGAAUCCUGUAUGCAGUGUACAGGCCUGGCAGCUGGCCACUAGGGGCCACUUAAUAAAGUCUGUGAGUGGCAGUGAGGCUUCAACUUCUGCAGAUAUGCUGGAUCAAGGGGCACCAUGGCUACUCAUUCCAAAAGGGCCAGAGAGACGUCAGGGCCGGCGCAAUAGCAUGGGCGGGUCUGGCAAUAGCACUGCAGAGUCUCCUAAGCUCCUGAGUGAUACUGAGUACCUGCCAUGUUCUAGAGUUGCCCGGCGCUCCUCUAAUAUCAAGCCCAGCGAAUGUUUUGAGUGUGGAAAGGUGUUCCGCAACCGUAGACGCCUGUCUGUUCACAUCCGAACUCACCGCAGGGAUAGCAGGAGCUCUGGGGGGGAAGCAGACUCGGGGUCACCCAGUCCAUCCAGCACUUCAACGUGCAGCACACAGCGACUGGGAGAGAGAGCUGCCAAUAGCAGAGCAGCUAAGAGCACGCAGCAGUUGGCAACCGAAGAGAAGCUGUGCACAUGCAGCCAGUGCGAUUACAUCACUACCACAUCUUCUGACUUCCUGUUGCAUGUGCACUGCAUGCAUCCCUGCUCUGUGGCAGUCCUGGGCAAUGGUUGCCCCUCUCUCAGCCCCCACACAAUAGGAGACACAACCGCCAGUUUUUCCAGGAUGAAGAAUGACCUACUUCACAGACCUGCAUCAUGUCCAGAGAUCCUUGCAGCCCCCACUGCACAGCCGGCUUGCACCGCACACCCCCAAGCUCCAAUACAGUCGGCUCACACUCCAGCUGACAUGGAGACAGCAGAGGCCAGGCGGGCAGCCCAGAGCGGAGCUGAGAUUCAAGAACAGGCUCUGGAUCUGUGCAUGUGCUUGGAUGGAGGGAGAGCUUCUCUUACUCCAAGUGCAGUGCAGGGGGUCCUGCCCUGCCACCAGUGUUGCUACUGCAGUUACUCCACCUGCUGGCUGGAGGUGCUGUGGAUGCAUCAGAGCAUUGCCCACAGGAUCAGCAGCAGCACUGUCACUCCCUGCUGGGCCCCUAGAAAAAUGUCCAGACGUACAAAAGAAGGUUUUUUGGUAGGGCGACGCACAGGGCCCCCGCCUGCUUUGGAUGGGAAAGAGUGUCCUCCCCUUGCUAUGGUUGCCCGUUCACAACGAACCAGCUCACCUGCUGCUAAUCAGAAUCCUACAGCUCAACGGAGUCUGCAUAUGAGCAGUCAGAUUGCAGGCCAAGCCAGCCCUGGAGAGCCUAAUGGGGUGAGUAGAACACAAGAAAGUGAGGAAAAACACAGGGGUAUAUCAAGAGCACAGGCUGAGUCUCACUCUGGACUAGGCUCUGUUGGAGUUCAAGUUGGACUGGGUUCUGCAAAGGUUCUGGAGAAAAGUUCCAUUGUCCAAGCUUCUGGGUUUAACAUAGAGAGCAUAAAGCCCUGCAAGGCAGGCUUCCCCAAAAACCCCUGCUACAUUCAAAGCACCAAUGCUCCACAAGAGGGCACUGUGGAUGUCGCACUCCUUUCACAAAAACAAGACCCUAAGAUGCCUGAUGCUUCCAUGGACAUCCUUAGUUUCCUGAAGCAAUGCAACUCCCAUGACCCUGCAGCCUUGUACCAUUCCUGGAGCUCUGGCAAGCUGCAGCUCCCUCACAGAGAUUUCAACUCUCUCUCUGAUGAGCAGGUGGAGAUCGAGCCCAACAGAGAGGGUAUAUACAUCAGGAGUUUGGAAAAGAUUUCAGGCAAUCGAGCCACCUCUGCAUACACAUGAGAUCACACACAGGUGAAACGCAGCCAUGUUUAAAGCAUCAGCCAGAAGAUCCAAGUGCAGGAUGUACACUGUGUGCACUUUGACCUCUCUGUAGCUCAUCUGAAAGAUCCCCACCCUGAAAUGACAACAGCAGCACCCUACACUUCCCCCACCCAGAAAGGUUCUGUAUAAAGAGAUAAAGUGUUUUGGUCACUGUUUUUAGGGUAGAAAACUGACACUGAAUCGGUCUUUACCAGUCAGCAUUUCAAUUUUGUUCUGGUAGAAUUAUUUCUCUUUAUGUAAUAGUGUGCAUAUUCUUUCGUGUGAUUUCUCUCUUUAUUUUGUUAGGCUAAAGAACAUUCAUAAUUUUUGUGUUCUGUUGACAGCAGCUUUGGUGUGUAUGUGUGUGUGUUGAGACAACAGCUGUGUCUGAAAUCACCCCCUAUUUGUCAUACAGAGCACUGUUUCUUGCCAGCCAUUGUGCAGGAGCUAAAUUCUUAUUUGACAGUUUGGUUCCUUUUUUAGUCUUACCCACAAUGCAUCAUAAAUUACAGUAGAGACUGUAGAGGGAUGUACCACAGUGCAAUACAAGGAAAAAUAUUUCUUUAAGAUGUCAGCAGAGGGCGCUGGUACUCUUUCUCUUGUGCUGAACAACUUCACAGUGCUAUCAAAACUGCAGUGACUCCUUGCUAGUGACUAAAUUUCUGGUGCAGAAUGAAAAGUGUUGGGAAAGCUUGAACUGCUUCAUACUGGCUCCCAAUUGAAUGGUUGGUGCAGAUGGAAGGAGUGAAGGAGUCAUAGUGAGAGUGAUUCUGUAUUUGUCUAUAUGGGUAAUGUCAGGUAAUGACAUGAGUAGAAUUGUCUGUUGUCCAGGCUGUAUGGGAUGGAGUAGGAGGGGGAUGGUGUGGUGAUAGUAACAGCAGUGUAACCGUGUGUGCAUUUAUUCAUUUUCCUCUACUGUGCAUUAGCCAUGCUCCGCGUUUGAUAAUGUUUUUAAGUUGACCUUGUGAGGCAAAUGGCUUUUUCACUUUAAAUAGCAAAUAUAUCAUUGCCCAGCCCCACUGCUUAUACACCACUCCAUCCUAAAAGAGUUCUGUCACAUUGUUUUUAUAUAUAGAGAAAAUAACCCCAUUUGUCUUCUGAGCUUUUCUUCCCUCUUAUGCAUUUAUUAUGGUAAGCCUUCAUAGGCUCACAUGAACUGUUUAAAACACUUGAAUGGGUCAGUGUGGCCCACCACCAUGUGGAGAUUCCUUAAUAAGGAAAAAAUGAUUAACAUUGUUCUUUAGCAAAUGAAGAUAUGUAAAAGGACUGAGAGUGAGACUGUGGACCUCCUUCUGCGGAACUCUCUAUGUGGAACAGUUUCCAAACCCACACAUCCAACUCCAAAGGAUUUGUUCACCUUCGGUGCACUUAGAUGGGGCUGCUGCCUCAGGGUUCUUUCCUCUGGCUGGAUUUUCCUCAGGUUAUUUUAGUCACCCAAAAAAGGAAUCAAGAAAUAUUUGCUUGUGAUGUUUUUCUUUCCUUCUGUGUAAAGUGAACCUCAGGUAUAUGCUUGUAGGUAUGUGUGUUUUUAGGUGUGCUGUUCUCUGCAUGUUUCUGAUUCAUUGUUUCUUCAGAUGUAGGCUUAUACAUUAGUUAAUAUUAUGCAGUUUCAAAUCCAGGAUUUUUCCACAAAGGUAAAAAAAAUCCAUGUGCCAGGGCAAAUGUUUUCUUUUCUGUUACCGUGAAUGACAGAAAAAUUUGUAACAAAUUAAUUUGGCUUUUAUAUAUUAAAAAGGAUUAAUGUAUUCUAAAUAUUCAUCUGUAUAUCCUUAUAAUGCCAGUUGUUUUUGUAUUUAUCAGUUGUUCAAAAUUCAGGUGUUUUCAGGUGUUUCGAUUUGCUGAUGUUCUUGCGUGUUCUUAGUGAGCUGAAAUAUUCUGAAGACCUGUCUCUCCUGAGACACCCCUCUUUCUCUGUCACUUUGUAUUGUACAUGACUUUAAAUUCAAUUUCCACAUUAAAGACGAAAAACGCA
This is a messenger RNA of Electrophorus electricus (electric eel), 5299 nucleotides long. RefSeq names its product zinc finger protein 516. Gene Ontology annotation, cellular component: nucleus. The record is from RefSeq and is a predicted model, not a curated record. Gene Ontology annotation, molecular function: DNA-binding transcription factor activity, RNA polymerase II-specific; RNA polymerase II cis-regulatory region sequence-specific DNA binding. Gene Ontology annotation, biological process: regulation of DNA-templated transcription. NCBI's taxonomy places the organism in Eukaryota, Metazoa, Chordata, Actinopteri, Gymnotiformes, Gymnotidae.